This is a messenger RNA of Staurois parvus, 293 nucleotides long. NCBI's taxonomy places the organism in Eukaryota, Metazoa, Chordata, Amphibia, Anura, Ranidae. The record is from the annotation of a GenBank genome assembly.
CAAGACACUUGCCUAGGGUGGCAUUUUUCAGGGGGACAGCACCUCCCCCCAGAAGAAAGGAUGAAAGAAGGUAUAUACACACACCAUAGCAACCAGGUGGGAUCCGAGAGAGGCUAUGGGCUGCUUGAUGGUGUAUGUAGAGCCUGACUCUCAUUCCUGGGGAUGUCCGGAGCUGUGAAGAUGAGUGUCUUUCUCUCUAUCACCAGGAGGGGUAGUGGAAAGCUUUCUCCGCAGAAGGGGGGGGGUGUUGGUCGGUGUCCGUGGGGGCAGAUGAUUUUUGUGUUGCCUAGAGC